Molecule: messenger RNA, 778 nt
Organism: Camelina sativa (false flax)
Lineage: Eukaryota; Viridiplantae; Streptophyta; Magnoliopsida; Brassicales; Brassicaceae
Source: RefSeq, a predicted model, not a curated record
AUGGCCUUGGGGACCGAAGGAGAAUUAACUCUGACAUCCCGUAUCAGAAACACAAACUCUGAUGGAAAGCCGUUUACAUUCACAUUUGCUUAUCACACCUAUUUCUCUGUCUCAGACAUCAGUGAAGUUCGGGUUGAAGGAUUGGAAACGUUGGAUUAUCUUGACAACUUAAAGAACAGAGAACGAUUUACUGAACAAGGCGACGCAAUAACUUUUGAAUCUGAAAUUGACAAGAUUUAUCUAAGCACGCCUACAAAGAUUGCCAUUCUGGACCACGAGAAAAAGAGGACUUUCGUUAUUCGCAAGGACGGGCUUGCUGAUGCUGUGGUGUGGAAUCCUUGGGAUAAGAAAUCAAAGACGAUCUCUGACUUGGGAGAUGAAGACUAUAAGCAUUUUCUUUGUGUGGAAGCUGCAGCUAUCGAGAGACCGAUCACAUUGAAACCCGGUGAAGAAUGGAAGGGAAGACUCGAACUCUCAGCAGUUCCUUCUAGUUACUCCAGUGGACAGCUUGACCCCAAGAAAGUCCUUGAGUGACUCUCUCAAACUUCAAAAACAUCAUACUUCUCUUCUCUUUAAUUGCAGUACUAUAAAAACCAAGUGAAGGGAGGAGGAGUUGAAGAUCAUCGAAUAUACUAUUUAAAGAAACUGAGAUUGAAUAAAAUUGUUGCUUAAUGCUUCUUAGUUCUCUUUCGUAACCACAAACAUUAACGAUUUGAGGAUCAAGACAAGAGACUUUGCACCGGAAAAUUUCCAAUAGUUAAAAUGUCGGUUACUAAUA